Hevea brasiliensis (rubber tree) is the source of this 1965-nucleotide messenger RNA. Its product is annotated as cyclin-D5-1. Gene Ontology annotation, molecular function: cyclin-dependent protein serine/threonine kinase regulator activity. Gene Ontology annotation, cellular component: cytoplasm; nucleus; cyclin-dependent protein kinase holoenzyme complex. The transcript is spliced from 5 exons. Lineage: Eukaryota; Viridiplantae; Streptophyta; Magnoliopsida; Malpighiales; Euphorbiaceae. Gene Ontology annotation, biological process: regulation of cyclin-dependent protein serine/threonine kinase activity; mitotic cell cycle phase transition. Bases 238 to 1200 code for a protein of 320 amino acids. The record is from RefSeq and is a predicted model, not a curated record.
CAAUUUUCGGAAAAUUGAAAAUAAAAAAGGCUCAACACAAUCUCCACAUUUAUAGACAGUGAAGAGAUACAUGUUACACAACAGACCAAACAAGAAGAAACCAAAUCAAACACAUUAGUUCUGUUGUUUUUCGUUCAAUCCUCAUAAUAAAACCGUUAAAACAGCAAAACCCUUAUCUUGAUAGACUUCAGCCAUCCAUUAUUUUCAUCAUUUAUAGAGAGAAAGAAGAGGAAGGAAAUGAACAUGGAAGGUGAAUCUAUCUCUGAGCUUCUUUGUCAAGAAAGUGAGAAUUGUCUUGUAGAAGAUGUGGUAGAUGAGGAUACAUUUGUUGACUUGGCAAGAAGUAGAGAGGAAGAAGAAGGGUAUGUGGAAAUGCUGGUUGAAAGAGAGAUCAAUUUUAGAUUCAAAGGUGAUCAACCUAUGGGUUUUGACAAUUGGCUCAGAUGUGCCCGAUUGGAAGCCAUUGCUUGGAUUCUUAAAACUAGAGCAAUCUUUGAUUUCCGCUUCCAAACAGCUUAUUUGUCCCUUGCAUAUUUUGAUCGAUUCCUCUCAAAGAGGUCUAUUGAUAGUGAGAAAUUAUGGGCCGUCAGAUUAUUAGCAGUGGCAUGUCUUUCUUUGGCUGCAAAAAUGGAGGAGAUAAAAGUACCUGCUUUAUCAGAGUUUCAGAUUGAAGAUUACAACUUUAAAACCCAAGUAAUUCAAAGAAUGGAGCUUUUGGUAUUAAAUACAUUGGAAUGGAGAAUGAUUUCCAUUACUCCUUUUGCUUUUCUACAUUACUUGAUCAUCAAAUUCUGCAAAGACUCCCCACCAAGACAUAUAAUAUCAAGGAUUGUGGGAUUCAUCUCUACUUUAAUGAGAGAGAUCAAUUUGAUGGAUCAUAGACCGUCUGUUAUAGCAGCUGCAGCCACCUUGAUGGCCCUAGAUCAGAGCUUAACAAGACGAGCAUUGGAGUGUAAGAUAAAUUCCACUUACUCUGAGUUUCUUGAAAUUGAAGAUGUGUUUCAAUGCUACAAUCUAAUUCAAAAACUGGAAAUGGAGAACCUUAACACACCAAAGCUUGUAAAUUCGCAGGAUGUUUUAGAGAAUUCUUCAAUGACUUGUGCAAUUAGCACUAAGAGGAAGAGACUUGCAUUCGAUAAUUCUGAUAUAAAUUAUGGGUUAGCUGAUGAGAAACGGCAACGAUGGCUAGAGAGACACUGAGACACUCUGGUUUCCAAGGGCUUCAAAGGGCUAAUUUUUUCUUUCUUCAAUUCAUGGCUUAUAUAAAGGAUUACUUAUGAGUAUUUUUGGAUUAUUACUGGAUGCAUGGAUAUGAUUUUGGAGUUGAUUGGAAGUGUUUCCUCAAGGAAUGAUUAUAGAAAGGAGAAAAAUGGAAGUAAAAGAGAGUGCUUGUAAAACAGUCAGUUCAUAGGUUUACACGCCUGUUCAAUUCUUUGUUUCUUUUAAAUGUCAUUUCUUGCUCUUUUUAAAAAUUUCUUCAUUAUUACAAUAAUAAGAAUAAUUAUUUCUUACCUUUCUUUCUAGGUUUAUGAAACCUAACUUUUGAUGGGAUGUUUUCUUGCACCUUUGAAAAGGCUGAUAGUGUAAUUGUGGAGUAAAAGAGUUGCUCUCUGUUUUUGUGAUUUGAUAAAUCUGUGCUGCAUGUUGGCCAUGGGGCAGAGAUUGAUGUGAUUGAAUUUGUUUGAAUGUCUGGCUUUUCCCUGGAAACCUUUGUUGGCUGAAUUGAGGUUAGAGGGGGUCAAGAAACCCUACACAUUGCUUGUGGAAUCAAAAGGAAUUUCUCCAGUGAUUACCCUUUGACGGAAUAAUGGAUUUCCGUUUCUAUGAGUUAUCAAUUUAGUUCCUGUGUUGAUAUUGAUGGCCAUAUGCCUUAUUAUUACUUUUCUAGUGAUGUUAGCAUUGGUGUUCAUUUGCUUCUUAUAUGAGAUUUUUUCUUUUUGAAUAAAUUACAAUUUAAUUAUAAAA